This is a messenger RNA of Rasamsonia emersonii CBS 393.64, 1011 nucleotides long. RefSeq names its product Alcohol dehydrogenase (NADP(+)). The record is from RefSeq and is a predicted model, not a curated record. Gene Ontology annotation, cellular component: cytosol. Gene Ontology annotation, molecular function: aldose reductase (NADPH) activity. Bases 1 to 1011 code for a protein of 336 amino acids. Lineage: Eukaryota; Fungi; Ascomycota; Eurotiomycetes; Eurotiales; Trichocomaceae. The transcript is spliced from 12 exons.
AUGUCUCUCGGAAAGAAGUACACGCUCAACACCGGCAAGGAGAUUCCCUUGCGCGGUUACGGAACUUGGCAGGCUGCCCCCGGCGAAGUCGCUGCCGGUGUCUUCGAGGCCCUCAAGGCGGGCUACCGUCACCUGGACCUUGCCAAAAUUUACCAGAACCAACGCGAGGUCGCUGAGGGUCUCAAGAAGGCCUUCAAGGAAAUCCCCGGCCUGAAGAGAGAGGACAUCUUCAUUACCUCCAAGCUCUGGAACAGCCAGCACCGUCCGGAUGUGGUUGAGGCUGCUCUGGAUGACACCCUGAACGAGCUUGGUCUGGACUACCUUGACCUCUACUUGAUCCACUGGCCGGUCGCAUUCAAGACGGGUGACGAGUUGUUCCCUCUUGUGGAGGGAAAGAACCUUCCAGACGGAGAUGUUGAAAUUGAUGACAGCAUUUCCCUCGUUGACACGUGGAAGGCCAUGAUCAAUCUCCCCAAGAGCAAGGUGCGAUCGGUGGGUGUGUCGAACUUCAACAUCGAGCAGCUCGAGGCGAUCAUCAAGGCGACCGGUGUUGUCCCUGCCGUCAACCAGAUUGAGCGUCACCCUCUCCUUCAAAGCAAUGAGCUGAUUGCCUACGCGAAGGAGAAGGGAAUCCACAUUACUGCCUACUCGGCCUUCGGAAACAACAUGCUCGGUGUUCCUCUGCUUGUUAACCGCCCAGAAAUCAAGGAAGUUGCCGAAAAGGCUUCCAAGCGCCUCGGUACCACGGUUACUCCCGCUCAGGUGAUUCUCGCCUGGUCUGAGGUUGGCGGACACAGUGUGAUCCCCAAGUCGGUCACUCCCUCUCGUAUCGUCGAGAACUUCACCGACAUCGAAUUGGCGCCUGAUGAGAUUGAGGCCAUCAACGCUCUUGGAAAGGAGCGCCGGCGCUACAACAUCCCUUACAUUGCAAACAAGCCUCGCUGGGACAUCGACGUCUUCGGCGAGCCGGAAGAGAAGCCUGCUACCCACAAGGUUAACCUUGGCGCGUAA